Molecule: messenger RNA, 1300 nt
Organism: Paramecium pentaurelia
Lineage: Eukaryota; Ciliophora; Oligohymenophorea; Peniculida; Parameciidae
Source: the annotation of a GenBank genome assembly
AUGUCAAAUUUAUCUCACAGCAGCUAGUCAUCAAGAAGUUCAUCUUAAAAGAGAAAUAAUAAAAGACCUUAAAGAGAGAAGAAGAAGAAAAACAAUUCAGAAGAUUUUGAUAGUCCAAUUGACGAUGAUGACUUAUCAUAAUAUGAUGGUAAUAUGUAUUCGUAUUUUAGGCAUGAGAAUGAAGAAUAAAUAACAGCCCAUUUUAGGACCCAAUAGAUUCAACAAAAGAGAAGCAAAACUAAGAAAACCAAUCUCAACUUAAACUCCAGCUACUGCAACAUUUUUAUAUAAACCUGGCUCUGAAUUACCAAAUCUAUCAAACUAUAUUAAUUCAAUUAUUGAUAUUAAAAUAGCCUGUGAAUAUGUUAAUAAAAAUAAUCCUGCACUUAUAUUACGUCAAAUAUGGGGUUCUAAUGGAGCUUAUGCAAGUCAUAGUGAUGCAGUUUGUAUUGGCAUCCAUGCUGGAUUAUUAGCUUUAGGAGACUUGAAAUUAACUAGUGCUUUUUAUUAGGGAGUGAGUUUAUCUUGUAAAGUUAUUAAAGGAAAAAAAUCAUUAAAUGGAUAAAUGAAAGUGCCUUUGUUAUCUAGAUCUUUGAAGACUCCUUGUGCUCAUUGUUUAAAGCCAGAAAAAGUUACUUGGUUACCUUAAUUAGGUUCUCCAGAAUAAUUGAUUAGUUGGGCUAAGAAAAUGUCUUUGCCUUAAAAUAGAAGAUUAACUAAGAGAAGUCAUUCAACUGUAUAUUUACAUGAACCUCCUUAAAUUUCAUAUCCAGAAAAUUUAUUAGUUAAUAAUUUACCUCCAUUAAAUGAGGGUUGGAUUGUAUGGGAUAUGUGUAAUGAGCCAAGUUAAAAAUAUAAUUUACUUACUUUUAUGGAUAGAUAAACAAUUCAAGGAUUACCUAAUAGAACUUCAUUUAAAUUAAAAACCCAUUGUUUAUAUAUUGAAACACAUAAUAAAAAGUAAUUUAAUUCAUUUUAUGAAGAUAUGAAAUUUCUAUGGAUCCUUCAAAAAUUACAGAAGAAGUAUUUCUAGAUUCUAAUGUAUUCACAAUAUAAGAAGUGUUAUAUCCUUAAUAAUCAGAUAUUGAAAUGCUAUAAAAAUUUGGUGUAUGUUCUCAUUUUAAUUAUUAUAAGGUACCUUUGCCAAAAGAAUAGAAGAAUGUAAUUUUUGAGAAAUUAAAAUGGGAGAGUUUCGAAUGGGGUAAUGAAAAUGUGAUUAUUAAUGGGUCUUUCGAAAUACAAGUUUUAAAAAGCUUUAAGUUUGUGCCUAUAACCAAGCAUUAACAUUACGAAAAAUGAA